Botrytis cinerea B05.10 is the source of this 4769-nucleotide messenger RNA. RefSeq names its product BPK2 (gene BPK2). The record is from RefSeq and is a predicted model, not a curated record. Gene Ontology annotation, molecular function: protein serine/threonine kinase activity; ATP binding. Lineage: Eukaryota; Fungi; Ascomycota; Leotiomycetes; Helotiales; Sclerotiniaceae. The transcript has 3 exons. Bases 1224 to 3968 code for a protein of 914 amino acids. Gene Ontology annotation, biological process: protein phosphorylation.
GAAGAGGGAGAGGGUUAAUUUCACUCUUCUGUUACAUUCUCUUCUUCCUUUUUCUUGUUUUGCGACAUCCAUAUAUCUAUCUAGCUAUCCAACUCACCAUCUAUAUACGUAUCCCACCUUUCUCCCUAUUCGAAGGGUUUUAUUUCAUCAUAUACAUCUAUAUAAUACACACACUCCAUACACACACAUACUUUGACUGCUCUCCUUCCUCGAUCUAUACUUAGCCAUCCCAUCUGAGAUCUCCCCUUACAUUGUUGACAUAUACACAUCCGGUUCUCAAUCCAACGAUUCGAUCCCAUUCCACGCAUCCAUUCAACCACUUCCACGAAUAUUCGAGCAAGUAGCUCAGCUUCGACUGCAGUGGGACAGCUGAGACUCACAACUACUUCGCCCUCAUCAUUCCGCUGGCCUCACCAUAUCCAAGAGGCGUUGCAAACACACACAAUUCGGUGAACUGACACGACUUAAGAUCCAGGUGGUCAUCGAAACUAGGGAAAUCGAGCCCAAAAGAUUAAAAAUACGCGAGCUACUUAUUAUCUCGAACUUUGCCAUCCAUCCCAUCAUCUUCGCUUUCGCCUUCGCCCUCGCCCGGACAGCCUUAGGUACAAUUUAGAAUUUGGCUUAAGAAAUCAAGAAGAACAGACCCUGAGCCAAUUCUUCCCCCCCCCUCUUUCCCAAUUCUCCAAGAUUUUCCCAAGAGCAAAACCUAAAUUUCAAUUCAAUUCCGUUCAAUUCAACCGUGCAAUAUUGGACCAUAAUUGGGAAGAGAAUCAGGAAGAAAAAAGGAUUGGAAAUCAUUUUCCGAGGUAUUAAUUGCAUAUCAUAUCAUAUCAUAUCACCUCGCACUGCGGCUCAUUCCUUGAUUGCUCCUUUAAAAAAUCCCCAUCCCAAUCCCAUUCCAAAAUUCGAUACAACCGCUACAUACGGAAACGAAAGAGUCAUAGGUCCCUAUCCUAUUCCUACCCGUCGGUCAAAACUCCUGCGGAACCCACUAUCGACACACUUAUGACCUAGGAACACCAGGUACUUAAAGUCUAUCUCGAGUCCCAGCGAAAAGGCACCCUCAAACUUUCUCCCUUCUCUACCUUUCCACGAACCUUCGACGGAUUUCCCACCUCUUCACCCACGCAACGACCAGACCGCAACGAGAGACUCUCAAACACGUCAACAUAAUUAUACUACGGGCACCAGACAGUCCUCGCAGAUCAUCGCAAGACAGGAAAAUGGCAGGAGCGGAACAAGACUUGCUUAGGCAAGCUACACAAGCAAUGAUGGCAAGAGAUGAAGAUGGUGACCAUAUCGAUUCCGAUACUCCCCGCUCUGGUGUCGCGACCCCACAGCCAGAUCCUUCAGACAAGCGAACUCCUGGUAUAUUGCAUAGCUUUUAUGGACAGGUUGGUUUAGGUUCUUCCUCAAGUCAAAAUUCUGCGAAACAUAUAUCACGUACAUCACAAAACCCUAACACAAGUGCCCUUGAGGGUCACUACACUUCCCCACGACAGAGAUUUGAAGCAGAGGGUGCAUUGUUGAAAGCCACUCCAAGUUCACUGGAUGAACGCAGGAUUGAUGGCGGAGUAGAGAAAGAAAACUCACUGCUUCCACCACAUGAACUUUUGGGUAGUUCUCAAAUCUCUAAGCAACAAUAUCCUUAUCCGACACCACCUGUUUCACAUCCGUCCUCACUACAUAAGGUGAAAUUGAGUGAUGCGAGUUUUGAAGAUAUUGGCAAUAAUGUACAGAAAACGGCAGCUCCUACAGAUCGAGAUUGUAUUUCGGAAUCAAUUCCGUCACAUGCAAGAAGAGCUUCGUCUAUGACACCAUUGUCAAACAUUGUCACUCCAUCAAAUGUUCAUGCUGCACAUUUUUCAAAUCCCAGCGAUACCCCUUCCGAGCACAAACUUAGCACUCCUCCAUUAUCCCGAUUGAAUUCUGAAUUCCACAAGUCACCGUCUUAUGAUCGACUCAAGAAGCUAACUUGUGAUGGAUUAAAGAGCAUACCAUCAACACCCACUCGAGCUUUGUCGAAUCAAACCUCGAAGUCAGAUCAAAGUGUUAUGAGCACAAAUUCUGAACAUGUCGCACAAAAUGGCAAAUCCGGCGCGAGCGAGCGACCGGCUGUUACUCCUCGUACCGACAGUAGUAUGGGAGGAACAGUGGUACCACCAAAGGGCAAACUUACUGUGAAGAUCAAUGAAGCCAGAGGAUUGAGAAGGAGCGUGGAUCCUUACGUUGUAGCCGUUUUCCAACGAAACGAGCUGGUAUCAAAAGGACCACAGUCAGAAGAGGACGAUGAGGAUGAUGGCAAUUCACACAGCCCCGGCGGUAUCCCAAUUGGCGGCAUUCCGAUUGGUGGCAUCCCGAUUACGCGAAGUGGAAGUGACUCUGGUCGUUCCAUGGCAAUUCCUAUGAAAAGUAGGCAAAGCAGCAACACUAGUUUGUCGGAAUACAGAGAUUUCAAGAACAAGGGUCGAAAAAUGUUUACCCACCCUAAAUGGGAUGCUGAAGCUGUCUUUGAUGUUGUUGGCUCAGAUACACGAGUCAAUAUAACCAUUUACGACCGAGCUCAACAAGCAGAAGAAUUUUUGGGUCAUGUUGAUCUCCAAGCCAAUCUUGUUGAGAAUGUUGAUGCUCCAGUUUCCGGCUGGUUUCAACUUCGUGGCAAAGAUAUGACAUCGAAUGCAGGGAAUGUAGGUGAGGUUCACGUCGAGAUUUCCUUCCAGCGCACAGAGAAGAGACAUUAUGGACCAGAUGAUUUCCAGAUUUUGAAGCUUAUCGGAAAGGGUACAUUUGGCCAAGUCUACCAAGUAAGGAAGAAGGAUACAAAACGAAUUUACGCCAUGAAAGUUCUUCAAAAGAAGGUCAUUGUUCAAAAGAAAGAGGUUGCUCACACCGUUGGCGAGAGAAACAUUCUAGUUCGAACAGCUACAGCCGAUUCUCCAUUCAUUGUUGGUCUUAAGUUCUCCUUUCAGACACCGACAGAUCUAUAUCUUGUUACAGACUAUAUGUCUGGAGGCGAAUUGUUCUGGCAUUUGCAAAAGGAGGGAAGAUUUGAUGAGCAACGUGCCAAAUUUUACAUCGCGGAACUCAUCUUAGCACUUGAACAUCUUCACAAACAUGAUAUCGUCUACCGGGAUUUGAAACCAGAGAACAUUUUGUUGGACGCAAAUGGACACAUUGCUUUGUGUGACUUUGGUCUAUCAAAAGCGAACCUCACAAAGAAUGCCACAACUAACACAUUCUGUGGUACUACCGAGUACCUUGCACCCGAAGUUCUUUUAGAUGAAGCUGGAUAUACCAAGAUGGUUGACUUCUGGUCUCUAGGAGUCUUGGUGUUCGAGAUGUGUUGUGGAUGGAGUCCAUUCUAUGCCGAGGAUACACAACAAAUGUAUAAAAAUAUCGCUUUUGGUAAAGUUAGAUUUCCAAGAGAUACUUUGACUACCGAGGGCCGAAAUUUCGUCAAAGGAUUACUCAACAGAAAUCCUAAACAUCGUCUUGGAGCUACAGAUGAUGCUGAAGAGCUAAAGAGACAUCCUUUCUUCCAGGACAUUGAUUGGGAUGCUCUCACCAAGAAGCUUAUCACUCCUCCUUUCAAGCCAAAGUUGAAGUCAGAGACGGAUACAUCCAAUUUUGAUCCAGAAUUCACCAAUGCCUUGAAUGGUGCAUCAUCACUCAAUGCACGUGCAGCUGCUCUUGCUGCAGGCAUGGCAACAUCAACACCACUAUCCCCAGGCAUGCAAGCAAACUUUAAAGGCUUUACCUUUGUUGAUGAAAGCUCGAUCGAAGAAAAUAUGAAGGAUAGAAUCAAAGAUGAAUACGAGGAUCGAAUGGAUCAAGACAACAAUGAUCCAGAACGUGAUUGGGAAGACCCAUUUGAUAUUCCCGAUAAAUCACGCAUGGAUCGAAUGAGUGGUGUAGUGAGGAAUCACAAUGAAGAUGAACGAAUGUUCAAUGGUGAUGACUUCCAUUGAUCCUUUGUUGGUUCCUCAAUAUGACCUCAUCUUAUGUAUUUAAGGUUCUGGUGCAGACAAGUUUUUUUUUUGUGUCAGCAUACAUAUACAAUCUUCCUUUUUAUUUUCCAAUUCGGGUUUGAUGAAUGGAAUAGGGUUCAUGGUGUGGUGCAUGCAUGCUUCCAUUAUAUCUUACUUUGUCUUUCAUGGUCUUCUUUACUUGUUCGCCGAUUACUUGGUGGGUUCAUUACUGGAGAUGAUUGAUCGAUAAAUAAUCUGGGGAAUCUUACCUUAUAUCCAUUUACAUACUUAUGAUGAUACACUCCGAGUGGUAAGAGCAUGGGCUUGGCGUAAUUGACGGAUGAUUGAUUGCGUGUGCUUGUCUCCGCGCUUCAUUUUUUUUACAUUGGGUUGGAGUUGAGUUAUUUGCACUGCAUAAGGCGCAUGGUUUGUAUCGAUUUGCUUGCUUCUAUAUCUAUAGGAUGUAUGAAUGUGGAGAUGAAGGUGGAAUUGUUGGUGGUGGUAUGGAUGAGUGUUGUGGAGAAGAAAAUAAACGCAAACCUCAAGACAUAUUGGGUGUGGUCCUAGCAUCGACAAUUGCAUUCUUAUUACAGACUAUGAAUGUCCAGGAUGUGCGGUGAGAGAUGGAAUGAUGUGUGCAGUUGGAGUGGAAUCGGGGCAGGAAAGAGAAAAGGGAUAUAAUAUUGAAAGAAGCUUUUAGGCAUGAGUGAUUAGAGAGUGUGGAUUAUGAUAAUUGGAAGAGGAGAGAGAGAUGUGAAGUAUUGGAACGGAGGGAAGAGGAGUGGGAGAUGAAAUGAAAGA